AUGUCUGCUAAAAGAAAGGCAAAUUCGGACCAGGCAGGUAGUCAGAAUCGGAAGCGCGCACCUCGACAGGACCCAGUCUCAUGCCAGAGUUGUCGAACGAAGAAAUUAAAAUGUGACCGGCAGCAGCCAUGCCACAACUGCCAAACACGACGUAAUGAAUGUGUGUAUGCGGUCAACACAUUCCAUCAAUUCACCUAUCCCACACCACCAUCGACAACCACGGAAAGGUCUUCAUCAGUACCCGUUUUUACUCAACCAGUAGUAUCCGAAAUCAUCAGACCACCAUCGAAAGGUGGACAGAGAUCUUCAGAAGAUAAUGCACAGGAAAUAACUACUGGUUGGCUGGAGACUAUCGUGAUGGGACCGCGUAUGCCCGACGCUUUGCCCAUGUCGAUGAAAGACAAGCAUAUACCAAAUUGUGCUAAUCUACCGACGCCAUUAGCCUCCUUCUUACCUCGCGAGUCGGAGGCUAUCUUGUUGUUUAACUACUAUACCAAUAACAUAGACUAUGUCUACCAUGUGAUAGUACCAGAUCGGACUUUAUCUCAAAUCACUACGAUUUAUCAAAACGUGCACACCAAUUCUACAGUGAAUCUGAACCAUCUUGCAUUACUUUUCAGCAUCACUGCUGCGGCUCACUACUUUCGAAACAUGGGCUCUUUCAAUUCUUCAAAAGAAGACGAAAGAGAGGCCGAAAAGAAAUGUCGCGAGUUCACUACCCUUGUCGGUGCCGCACUAACGCAGAGCAAUUAUCUGAAUUAUCCCACAGUUGAAGGGAUUCAGGCGACAAUUAUCAUUUGUCAUUGUGUUUCUAAUCUGGGUCAAGAACCGGCUAUUCGGGCCUACUUUGUUCAUGGGACGAUGAUUAGUCAGGGAAGACAGUUGGGCCUUCAUCGCAUCGACUCUGUGCAGAGUAAAGAAUGUAGGAAGAGGAAUGGUUAUGAUCCAGUGGAGUUAGAGCUCAAACGCAGACUGUGGUGGCAGCUAGUUUCUUUUGAUUGGCUCUUGGGUUUCUUGAGUGGCCCUCAGGAAGGCACCUAUCUCAUACAACCUACUCAUAUGUCGGUUAAUAUGCCAGUAAAUAUCCAUGAUGACGAACUUGGACGACAAGAAGAUGGAUAUUGUAAUCCGGAAACAGUACCCACGAAAAUGUCAUACGCUAUUGAACGGCUAAAACUCGCCACCGUUUGUCGUGAGAUUAUAGAUGCAACCUGCCAAGAACAGGCUCAGGGCAUUGAAAUCGAAUACACUAAGAUUAUGGAUCUCGAUCGGAGGCUCAACCAGCAGUACAAACAGAUACCCGAGUUCUUCCGACUUGACAGCGUCACUCGCCGUAAAUAUGCGCAGCUUUAUAAGGAUUGGCCUCAGAUAUCUUGGCAGAGACUACUUCUUCAUCAAGGAUAUCAUGCACGUGUUUGUCGAUUACACCGAAGCUAUUUCAUAAGAGGAGCACAGGAUCCCACGUAUUCAUAUUCUCACGUCAUGUGCCUACAAUCUGCUCGUCGAGUUAUUGAGAUCAAACGGAUUAUGGAUAGUGAAAUCCAAAACAUGCCCGGUAGCUCACUGAUUUGGUCCGUCAUGCAUCAUGUGUUCAUGGCAGCGGCUAUUCUGCUGAUGGAUUUGUGUUUUAAUUGGGAUGAUAUCUUGGCGGAUAAGCGGCGCGAGGAGAUCCUGGAUGCUUGCCGGAUGCUGGAUAGGGCACAGCAACGCUCCAGUCUUGUGCAGGAAGGCAUCAAUGCUCUGAUGGAGGUGAUGCAGCGAUACUGGCGUCCAUCAAACGAACAACAGCAUCCUGAAACGGAAUCUCGUUCAGACUCAGUCUCGGGGGUUGGUGUUGGUGCUAGAGAUGAAGAUGUUGCGGUUCAUUCUCUAGAGUCAGAUACGAGCGUUUACCCGACAAACUCUUCGGAUUUUACCAGUAUUGAUAACCGGGGACUAGAGAAUAUGUGGUCCGAGUUUCUAGACAAUGGCGCUCCCUUGGUGGCCAAUCCGGAGGAAUGGGCGGGUCUGUUGGCUGACCUUACUGAUGCUACUAACCUUUAUGAAUAA
Molecule: messenger RNA, 2049 nt
Organism: Talaromyces proteolyticus
Lineage: Eukaryota; Fungi; Ascomycota; Eurotiomycetes; Eurotiales; Trichocomaceae
Exons: 2
Coding region: 1-2049 (682 amino acids)
Biological process (GO): regulation of DNA-templated transcription; DNA-templated transcription
Molecular function (GO): DNA binding; zinc ion binding; DNA-binding transcription factor activity, RNA polymerase II-specific
Source: RefSeq, a predicted model, not a curated record